AUGGAAAACGAUACGACACCACCAUUUACAUCGGCGUUUUCUUCUUCAUUCUCUAGCGUUUUUUGUUUUGUUUUUAUUGCUAGGUUGGUAGACGGAACGGAGUUUGAGGUGUUGGAGCAUCCAUCUUUUUUGUCACUGGACCGGCCUCCCAGCUCGCCGCGUCGCCGUCAACUACGACUGGCACGUCCGGGGCCCCGAUCACACGGGCAGGAGAGCAAAAUAGAUUCCUAUCUUCUUUUUUCUCUCUCCCUCUUUGAAAUGCAUGGAAAUGAAGUGAAGCAGAGUGCCACUGCGCGGCCGCAGAAACGGGGCACCGUCGCGUAG
Molecule: messenger RNA, 324 nt
Organism: Purpureocillium takamizusanense
Lineage: Eukaryota; Fungi; Ascomycota; Sordariomycetes; Hypocreales; Ophiocordycipitaceae
Exons: 1
Coding region: 1-324 (107 amino acids)
Source: RefSeq, a predicted model, not a curated record